Falco peregrinus (peregrine falcon) is the source of this 2342-nucleotide messenger RNA. It is a transcript of the gene MATCAP1, whose product is annotated as microtubule associated tyrosine carboxypeptidase 1. The record is from RefSeq and is a predicted model, not a curated record. NCBI's taxonomy places the organism in Eukaryota, Metazoa, Chordata, Aves, Falconiformes, Falconidae. The coding region runs from base 659 to 1612 and encodes 317 amino acids. The transcript has 6 exons.
GCCCGAGCCCCUGGCCCCCCGCCCGUGCCGUUGCCGCCCGGCCGCGGGGAGCAGCGCGGCGGCUCCGGGAUGGAGUGCACAGCCCGGGAGAAGGCAGAGGAGGAGGGAGGAACCGGGGGAGCCCGGACCCCCGCUCCCCGCCUUCCCCCCGCCCGUGCGGGCAGCACCCCCCGGUGCGGGUGGCCUGGUGCAGGGCAGCGUCACCGGCUCGGUGCCACCGGGACGUGCCGUGGCGGGGCCGGGCCGCCUGCAUCCGCUGCCGGCUCUGCCCCGGCUCGCCCCGCUCAGCAGCUUCUGCACACUGCCCCCAGCACCCGCGCCUGCCUGGUGACAGCUCUGCCCGGUGACAGCCCCGCCGGUGCUGGAUGAUGCUGCCAGCACCCAAGCCGGCCCCUGCUUGGGCGCACGCACGCACUGGCUGGGCGCUGGGGGCACCUGGCCGGGGUUGCUGUGCCCUUGUUGCCGCAGAGGUAGUGGAGGGGCUGCAUGGGCGGGGGGCCGCAGUGCCCCGGGGGUUAAGUCUGGCAUUGUUCUGCGGGGCCUAAAGGUUGUCCGGUGUGGCAGCAUCCUUAAGGCAUCAGCAGAUGCAGUCAGCGCUGAUAAUCGUUGGUGCAGGCUCCGCUGAAGGAGUCUGUAUUAUUUCACUUAACUUUUUCCAAUGCCCAUACGCUACCAAAACGUUCCCGACUGGCUCCUGCCCGGGUCAAAGUGGUGCAUGGAUGGCAGCGAGCGAGCAAGCGGCACCCGGUUGCAGCGUGGGCAGCAGGCAAUCAGGAUCAUUCGUGCUGUCCUGGAGAAGUAUGGCACCUACGAGAGCUUCGAGGUCGCCACAGGCGGGAGGCUGCUGAGCAAGUGCCAGAUCUGGUCCGUGAUCCGAAAGUACAUGCAGAAGGAAGGCUGCGUGGGAGAGGUGGUGGUGCAGCUCACGGAUGACCUCCUGUCCCAGGCGGUGAUGAUGGUGGAGGACAGCCGGCCGACACUGGCCAUCAACCUGGCUGGAGCCCGGCAGCACUGGCUGGAGGGGAUGCUGCGCCACGAGAUCGGCACCCACUACAUCCGGGGGGUGAACAACACCCGCCAGCCCUGGCACAGCUCUGAGGGCCGCAAGCAGUACAGCCUGAAGCCCGCUAACCCCACGGAGGAAGGCUUGGCCAGCCUGCACAGCGUCCUCUUCCGCAAGCAGCCCUUCCUGUGGCGGGCAGCCCUGCUCUACUACACCAUCGAACGAGCCAGCCACCUCUCCUUCUCCGCCCUCUUCCAGGAUCUGGAGCAGUACGUCCAGGAUGCCGGUGUCCGGUGGGAGUACUGCGUGCGGGCUAAGCGGGGCCAGACCGACACCUCGCAGCCAGGCUGUUUCAGUAAGGACCAGGUCUACCUCGAUGGGAUCCUUCGCAUCCUGCGCCAUCGGCAGACCAUCGACUUCCCGCUGCUGGCUGCACUUGGAAAGGUCUCCUAUGAAGAUGUGAAUCGGCUGAAGAAAUUUGGGGUCCUGGAGAAGGCCCGCAUCCCCCAUUUCAUGCAGGACCUGGAGCGGUACAUGAAGCAGUUGGACCACAUUGUCACCACCAAUGGGCUGAACGAGGAGGAGCUGGAGCAGCUGCUGCCUGACUGAGGGGCAUCCCCCCACAACUGGCACCCCAAGGGUGUGACUGGUGCCAGUUACUGGCUAUUUAUUGGGGCUGGAGCCUGGAGGAGAGGACAGAGCCUGAGCCUCCCCCUGCGCCCAGGUGGCCGCUGUGCAUGUACUGCUGUGUAGGGUAGCAUGGCCGAGAGGGCUGGUGUGGUUAGUGUUGAUGUGUUCCCUUCCCACCCUGACACCCUGUGCAUUUUGGGGAUUGCUGCGUGGCUCCACGUGGCUUUGGGGAGCUGGAGAAGAGGGUUGAGAGGGAGCGAGGGCAGAGCGGGGAGAUGCACUGGGGCCCCAGAAGUGCAGGAGGUUGUGCUGGGGUAGUUGCAGUGGGUGGAGGGUGGCCGUAGUGUACCGAGGUGCUCUCAGCACAGUGGGGGCACCUCCUCGGGGCUAGCAGACAGCAGGGGGCUCUGGGCUGUACCUGGCAGCCCUGGUAAGGAAUAAGGGCUGGCCUGUACCCAUUGGGUGCCCGGUGCAUGCGUUUCCCACUCCCAACCCCUCCCCUCAUGCCCCUUGCCAGCAGCAGGAAGGACUUUAAUCCCCCAAAUAUCAACCUGUGCUCUCCCCUCCCCCACCCAGUUAUUUGCCCACAAUUAACCAGUGCUCUGCACCCCAACUACAGCCAUUCUGAUUGGCUGUGAGGACUCAGUGUGGGGACUGGGGUUGAUGUUAGGAAAAAGCGUUUAAUAAAAAUGAUGUAAUGGAAACAGUA